UUUUUUCUUUACUCGUUUGUCAAGUGAUUUCUACAAAACAAGCCGUGUACAAAACAAUGAAAAUUGAGUAUUUUUUAGCAUGCUGUAGAUAUCAGAUAAAUUCUAUUUAGAAUAUAUCACAACGAUGGGAAAGUUCAAGAAUAUAUUUGUAAAUUUGUUCCCGAAGACUAGUUCAAAAUUAGAAACGGAUGCGGUCAUAAUUCCAAGAAGAUCAAACACAGUGAGCAGUGAGAGCGAUAAAAUCGACGUUCUAAACAAUGAACACACAGGUCCAGGUAACACUGCAGUGGAGAAUUCAGCUAUCGUGCCAACUUCAUCAGACUCACUAGUAGCAGUGAAUCUGGAUGCUCCGGAACAACAGCUCGAACUUGCAAAUCCGAGUGCAGGGGCGCUGACGCAGAAUAUUGUCAACAAUGUACAAAACAAUACUUUAGCGGCACCUCAGACAUCGAUAACCAAUACAGCUGGAAUUCAGGUGUAUCAGAUAAAAAACGCUCAAAAUGUUCACAUUGGAACCAGCUUUACAUUCCACACUGGCGAAGAUCGCAUCAAACCAACCAAUACAAGCGGUAAUGUUAAGUGGGCAAACCUCAAGCUAUCAGAUACCAUCAAACAAAUGAUGGAUUGUAAGGAAGACCUAGACACGGGCAUGAUGGACACCAUAUCCAGACACAUGGGAUACGAAUGGAAAAGUUUCGCCAGAACUCUGCAGUACUCUGAUGGCCAGAUUGAAGCAUUCGAAUGUGAUCACAGUACAUUGGCCGAGCAAAUUUAUCAUUUUGUGCUUGACUGGAUACGAAACGAUGAUGAACCUACGCUUGGACGAAUGGUUAAGUUGUUAUGGGAACAUAAACAUAAGGAAACAGUUUAUUAUAUGAAACUUUUAUGGAAAAAACGAAACCGCAAAACUCCCGACUAAUUGUGCAUCAUCGAGCACUGUACGUUUUUCUUUGUGUAAAAAAAUCCAGCUCUACAAAAUCGCAGUAGGUUUCGCAAAAAUCAUUCCAAAACAAAACAGUGUCUUAUCAAACUCAAAAUAAAAGUAAUGUUAUUACCAAAUACAUUUGGUAAUAAUGUAUUUGGUUAUUACUAUUAUGUAUAUAUAAA
Topomyia yanbarensis is the source of this 1107-nucleotide messenger RNA. It is a transcript of the gene imd, whose product is annotated as protein immune deficiency. The transcript has 2 exons. Gene Ontology annotation, molecular function: protein binding. Bases 125 to 919 code for a protein of 264 amino acids. Gene Ontology annotation, biological process: signal transduction. The record is from RefSeq and is a predicted model, not a curated record. NCBI's taxonomy places the organism in Eukaryota, Metazoa, Arthropoda, Insecta, Diptera, Culicidae.